CCGAGGAGCUGGGGGAGUGGGCGGGGCUUAGCGCCCCGCUCGGCGCUGGUGGCGGUGGGUGCAGGGAUGCGACCUUCGGCCCCGCUCCGCGGCUGACCUUUGACCUCCGCGUGGGAGCGCCGCGGCGACCGCGGCUAUAGCAACGGCCAUGGAAGAAGAAGGCAACGGCACCAGCCUUGAGGCCAUGCCAGCAAGUGGAAUUCUUCAGUUUGUAGAAGACAGAAUACAGAGUACAAUGCUGACUGGAAUCGCCAUUGGAGCUGCAGUUGCACUGUUCCUGAUAGGAAUUGUUGUGUUUGUCAUUUACAGAAGAGUGAAACAAUCCAAACAGCUUCAACCACAUGUCCGCCAGUACAGAUUUCGCAAGCGAGACAAAGUGAUGUUCUAUGGGAGGAAGAUCAUGAGAAAGGUUUCGACUCUUCCCAACACUCUGGUUGGGAACACUGUGCCUCGCCAAAGGAUGAGGAAACGGGCCAAAGUUUUAAAUUUGGCUAAAAGGAUUCUGCGUAUUAAGAAAGAAUGUCCAACUCUGCAGCCAAAAGAGCCACCUCCCUCUCUGCUGGAGGCAGACCUGACAGAAUUUGAUGUAAAGAAUUCUCAUUUGCCAUCGGAAGUCCUUUACAUGCUUAAAAAUGUUAGGGUUCUUGGUCACUUUGAGAAGCCCCUUUUUCUGGAAUUGUGCAAGCACAUGUUUUUUGUGCAGCUGCAUGAAGGAGAAUACAUCUUCCGUCCUGGGCAGCUGGAUAACAGCAUCUAUGUUGUGCAAGAUGGAAAGCUGGAAGUGUGCGUUCAAGAAAGUGAUGGCACAGAAGUGAUUGUUAAGGAGGUGCUGGCAGGAGACAGUGUCCACAGUCUUCUCAGCAUUCUAGAUGUCAUCACGGGUCACCCUGCUCCAUACAAAACAGUCUCAGCCCGGGCAGCCACUCCGUCCAACAUACUGCGACUGCCAGCGAGUGCCUUUCAAGAUGUCUUCCAGAAAUAUCCUGAAACUCUUGUUAGAGUGGUGCAGAUCAUCAUGGUGAGGCUGCAGAGAGUGACUUUCCUUGCCUUGCACAACUACCUUGGGCUGACUACUGAGCUCUUCAAUUGUCAGAACCAAGCUAUCCCACUGGUCUCUGUGGCAAGUGUCACAUCUGGAGGAAGUUCAAGUAAAGCAGUAAAAAGACAAACGUCCAGUGUGUCAGAGGAGGAGCGUGGAGAGAAGUUUGAGAAAGCUGGGGAAGCAUCAGAAAUGGAUCCAUUGAGGAUUUCUGGUACAGAAAACCCUGAGCAUAUUUUCAGGAGAAGCCUUUCUUCACCCCCCUCUACAGAGACUUCUGGUACUUCCAGCGGUGCGAAGUCAGACAUGGACAUGGCAUAUGAGAGAGCCAGAGUGCACUUCAGCCCGGAGGAGGCUUACAGCAGUCCUGCUGUGGGCAAGUCCAUAUUGAAGAAGACUGUGACGGUGACAAGAACUCCUUUAGCAGUGUUCCAUUACACUGAUCGUGAGCUUGCUGCACAGGAAUCCUCUAAUAGCAAACCCAUCGAUGCCAUCCUCGAAGCAGCGAAGAAAGACCUUUCAACCCUGAUGAAACUUGAUGAUCCUUCCUUACUGAAUGACAGAGUGACACUGCAUCAGGUUACUGCUGGGACUGUGCUGUCAAGGCAGGGAGAUCAGGAUGUUAAUGUUUGCUUUGUGGUCUCGGGGAUGCUUCACGUGUACCAACAGAAGAUCGACUCUGAGGAGGACACCUGCCUGUUCAUUACUCACCCAGGAGAACUCGUGGGCCAGCUUGCUGUUCUCACUGGGGAACCACUGAUUUUCACCAUCAAGGCCAAUCGAGACUGCAGCUUCCUGUCUAUUUCCAAGUCCCACUUCUACGAGAUAAUGCGAGAGCAGCCAAGCGUUGUGCUCGGCGUGGCCCACACUGUUGUAAAGAGAAUGUCCCCAUUUGUGAGGCAAAUUGACUUUGCCCUGGAUUGGAUGGAAGUUGAGGCUGGACGAGCUGUAUACAGGCAGGGUGACAAGUCAGACUGCACUUACAUCGUCUUGAACGGACGACUGCGCUCCGUCAUACGGAUGGAUGAUGGAAAGAAGCACCUGACUGGUGAAUAUGGCCGAGGAGACUUAAUUGGAGUGGUAGAGGCAUUAACCCAUCAGCCUAGAGCCACAACAGUUCAUGCCGUCAGAGACUCAGAACUUGCCAAACUCCCAGAGGGAGCCCUGACAUCUAUCAAACGCAAAUUCCCCCAGGUUGUGACUAGACUUAUUCACUUGCUGGGCGAGAAGAUCCUUGGCAGCCUUCAGCAGGGAGGCCAUCCUUUUGGAUUGCACAGCUCCAGCAGCAAGUGGGAUGCCGGAAAUCCUGCCAGCAAUCUCUCCACAAUAGCAAUUAUGCCAGUGUCUGAAGAGGUGCCACUUACUGCUUUCACUCUGGAACUCAAGCAUGCUCUCAGUGCUGUGGGUCCUGCCUUGCUGCUCACAAGCGACAACAUCAAACAGCGGCUGGGUUCUGCUGCUCUGGAUAGUAUCCAUGAGUACCGACUGACGAGCUGGCUGGGCCAGCAGGAGGACAUCCACCGCAUCGUCCUCUACCAGGCAGACAGCAGCCUUACUCCAUGGACUCAACGCUGCAUCAGGCAGGCUGACUGCAUCUUGAUAGUAGGGCUGGGAGACCAGGAGCCCACUGUUGGAGAGCUGGAGAGGAUGCUGGAGAACACAGCGGUCCGAGCCCAGAAGCAGCUGAUUCUGCUCCAUAAGGAGGAUGGACCUCUCCCAUCCCGAACUGUGGAAUGGCUCAAUAUGAGGAGCUGGUGUUCUGCACAUCUUCAUAUCCACUGCCCACGAAGAGUGUUUUCCAAAAGAAGCUUGCCAAAGCUGAUAGAGAUGUAUGAGCGUGUGUUCCAGAAGCCACCUGACCGCCACUCGGACUUCUCUCGCCUGGCUCGUGUUCUGACUGGAAAUGCCAUUGCUCUGGUCCUAGGAGGUGGGGGAGCCAGGGGAUGCUCCCAGGUCGGGGUUAUCAGGGCGCUGAUUGAAGCUGGCAUCCCCGUGGAUAUGAUUGGAGGAACGUCCAUCGGUGCCUUCAUGAGUGCUCUGUACGCAGAAGAACGCAGCUACAAUCAGAUGAGGAUCAAAGCCAGGCAGUGGGCCAUGGUUAUGAAUUCAGUGUUUAAGACUAUUGUAGACUUGACGUAUCCAAUAACCUCAAUGUUUUCUGGAGCAACUUUUAACAACAGCAUCAGCAACAUCUUCAAGGAUAAACAGAUUGAGGAUCUGUGGAUUCCUUACUUCACGAUCACAACUGACAUCACUGCCUCAGCAAUGAGGGUCCACACUGAUGGCUCUCUGUGGAGGUACAUCCGUGCCAGCAUGUCUCUCUCUGGAUACAUGCCCCCGCUCUGCGACCCGAAGGACGGGCACCUCCUGAUGGAUGGGGGUUACGUCAACAACCUGCCUGCUGAUGUGGCGAGGUCCUUGGGUGCUAAGGUGGUGAUAGCCAUCGAUGUGGGGAGCCGGGAUGAGACCAACCUCACCAACUAUGGCGACUGCUUGUCUGGCUGGUGGCUGCUCUGGAAGAGGUGGAAUCCACUGGCUGAGAAAGUCAAGGUGCCAAACAUGGCAGAGAUCCAAACACGGCUCGCCUACGUGUGCUGCGUGCGGCAGCUGGAGAUGGUGAAGAGCAGCGACUACUGCGAGUACAUCCGGCCCCCCAUCGACCGCUACGGCACGCUGGAUUUUGGGAAGUUCGAUGAAAUCUGUGAAGUGGGAUAUCAGCAUGGGAAAACUGUAUUUGGUGUCUGGUCCAGGACCGGCGUCCUUGACAAGAUGCUACGAGACAGACAAGAGACUUACAAAACCAAAACUUCUGAUAACGUGACCUAUCCCAGCACCUCUUUCACGGAUCUGGCAGAAAUUGUGUCCAGGAUUGAGCCAGUGAAAGCUGCCGUGGCUGAUGAUGAGUCAGACUACCAGACUGAGUACGAGGAAGAAGUUCUGGACAACCAGAAGGAUGAUUAUAUUCAUUUCAUACGGAACCAGGCUGAAGACGAAACUGACUCGGAUGAAGAUGUGCAGAUAAGAAAGCGCAAGAAUCUCCCAAACGCAGACUGCCAGGCAAGCAGCACGGGAGAGCCAGCCUAGCACCGAGUGCAACAGCUGCAUCUUGUUUGUAUUUACAUACAUUAAAAAAAGAAAACAUCUAGAUGAGAUUAAGCAAGCUUUCGCCUUUCUCCAGGCAGGGUGUGUGGCAUCCAGCUGCCAGCACAAAGCACCAGCUCUGGGCUGUGCUGGCACAAUGGCUGGUCCUUCAUCACUCUGGGACUGGCAGAGUGGGAACAUGCUGGGGAUGUGCAGUCCGUGCUGCCUUUGGCUGCUGCGUGUUUUAGUUACUGGUUUUACUGCGAGGCCCAAAGGAUCAUUGAACGUCGUCCUCCCGUGUCCCUUGAUGAAAGGCUCCAUGCAGCUGCAUUGGAGAGAGGAGGGGAUUUGCAGAGCAUCACUGCUUACUUUUCACAUGAAUCAGGUAACUGUAAUUAACUGCUCAGUGAGUUGCAGUCAGGUACCUGGGAGCAGUGCUCUGACUGGAGCCACUCUGAAUGUAUUUAACUUCCAAUCUCAAGCCAAGAAAUCAAUUAACGUGAACACUAGCUAUGAAGCGUGUAUCCUUAAGCCAUCAACAGAACAUUUACAGACAAAUCGUAGUGCUGACUUUUGCCAGGCAACUCUGGAGUCCCUGCUUGGCUGUAUUUGCCCUGGCAAAUAAAGUUAUUCUGCUGGAUUUAAAUGCCUGUGUGGUUGUUGGCAGGUUUCUCUCUGUGGGACCCAGUGCCAGUCAGGUUAUGUUAAGAGUUGGUAUUCUGACUUCUGGUUUUGAGCACAGAAAGCUGCCAGAAUGUGAGGAAGCUCAGCAUCCCCACUCCCUCCAUUGUGCUGGUGAAUGUGCAACCCUCAUUCGGGACAGCAGUUCCUCUGUCACAAAAAAUGACAGCAGGUUGUUUCCUGCUAUUGAAAGGAAUGCGUUUUUUCAAAUAAAACUCUAAAUGGCUUUUGAGGUGGAGGUGGAGUUGGGGAUAAUUCUGGUUGAGAUCGGUGGUGCUCAUAUCUGUUAGAGGAAA
Messenger RNA from Lagopus muta (rock ptarmigan), 5097 nucleotides. RefSeq names its product patatin like phospholipase domain containing 7 (gene PNPLA7). Lineage: Eukaryota; Metazoa; Chordata; Aves; Galliformes; Phasianidae. Gene Ontology annotation, biological process: lipid metabolic process. Gene Ontology annotation, molecular function: phosphatidylcholine lysophospholipase A1 activity. The record is from RefSeq and is a predicted model, not a curated record. Gene Ontology annotation, cellular component: endoplasmic reticulum. The transcript has 36 exons. Bases 149 to 4123 code for a protein of 1324 amino acids.